CCCACCUUUAUGCACCUGUCAAUAUUUCUCUUCUGAUUGGAUUCCAAACUCACUGUCAUUUUAUUAGAUAAUACGUUUAUUUCUUUUGCUGUUAAGAGUGCUUUCCAUGCAGACUGCUAGGGAGGAGCAGCUCGAGGGGAUAUAAAAGCAGCCAAGCAACUAAGAAUAGGUCUGUUUACCUUUCGUGCAAUGCCGUGGACAGGAACAUACUGAUAAAAGCAGAGUGAAGCACGUUGCAAAACCUACAUCUACCUCUUCAGAGAUGGAUGUGGGUAUAUUGGAGAUCCCGGCAGAACUGUCAGCCAGAUUACGCAGUGCAACAGGGCGGCCUCAAGGAUCAGGGGUUACAGAAGUAGCUCUGCCACAAGUCAAAGCAGAACACAACCUGUCACUCCCCCUAAAUAUUGACAGCCAUCCUUUCUCUCAGUAUGCCAACACAGUCUUAAAGGAUGGAUGGUGCCAACCGCAGGGAUACCCGCUACAGAAGCCCCUGACUUCUCUUGACCCUGAGGAUGCCCGUACUGCUCUAGAAAUCUACAAAUUGAUCAUGCGUUUCACUGGAGACUCAGAUCUGACAGGAUGGCAAGAGCAGAUGUUGGGCAACUACAUUGUGGAGAAGAGCCAGACUCGGCCCAACAUCAAAGAUGAGAUUCUAGCCCAGUUGGUAUUCCACACUUGGGACGGGGAGAGAGAGGAGAGUGCCCUGCGUGGCUGGUUGCUUCUGGCCUGCUGUCUGAGUGCCUUCACACCCUCUCCUGCCCUGGAGAAACCUCUGCUCAAGUAUGUUUCAGAUCGAGGUCCAGGGGAGUACCGCUCUCUGUGCCAGCACAAGCUGCUCACUUCCCUCCAGCUUCCCUCACCUGCCUGUAGGCGGCAUCCUCCAACUCAGCUCGAGUGGACAGCCAAUCAGAGAAAAGGAAAGAUGGUGGUGGAGGUCAACACAUUCAAUGAGGAGAGGUUAACUGUGGAGGUGGAGUCCUGGUCAACAGGGGAACAACUGGCCUCCUGGCUACUUAGAUACAGGGGUCUGACCGAAGCUACACGAGGCUGGUCUUUGUCUCUGCUGGCUUGGGAAGGCUGGACCGAUUUGGCUGGCUGUGACUUUGUCAUGGAUCUCUUGGCUGAAGUGGAAGCUGAUGUACCCCUGGGUCACCCACCUGCACAACCUGAUUACCUCUUCAGUGACAUGGGGGACAGGAGGAUGACCAUAGACCUGGAUGACUUUAUACCACCUGCUCCCUCUAUGCAUGCCCCAGGGCUCCCCUCCUUUGAGGCAUCUCCAUGGGACACCUACGAAACCAUUUCCACAUCCCAAGGAUCUCGAGGACGACAGAUGGAUGCUUACGUUGAUGAUCUCUUUGACCCUGUUUUUGAUCAGGGUCCUCCGGACUUUGAACGAAUGGCCAUGCUGAAUCGUAGAAUGAGAGGAGGAGGAGGGAUGAUGCCCAGCAUGUACACUGGAGCAGGAAUGCCAUUCAAUCCUGUCAUGGCUGGCUAUGCUGCCACACCGAUGAUGCCAAAUAUGAUGCCAAAUAUGAUGCCCGCUGCUGCAGCCAUGACCAUGAUGCAACCCAUGCCACCUAUGAUGAUGCCAACGGCUAUGUCUGCCGCCCCACCAGCCAUGCCUGUGACCACACCAGCUGUCAACACGGACCAAAUGGCUGCUCAGCAGCAGGCUUUUAUCAAUCAACAGGCUUUGCUCCUGUCUCAGCAGAUGACCAUGCAGGUGAUGACACUGUCCCAGCAACAGCAGCAGGAAGAGUUGCGCAAACGUCAGAAAGAGUCUCAUAGAGAGUCACCACGGCAAUGGCGCCACUCUCCUCCACGUGCACGUGCACGCUCACCCUCACCCACGCGCUCACCCUCACCCAAACCUAAAGCCAAACCCAGCCACCACCUGCCAGAGAGAACCAGACCUCAGAGCCCCAAAAAAGCCCCUGAGCCCCCUCCAAAGGCCCGCAGCCCUGAGGCACAGCCUGAGAAAGAGGUGGAUCUUAAGGCCCCUGAAAUGCAAGGAUCCUUUCAAGAAAAGAGAAAAUUUUUUCAAAAUAUUGGGACAUCAGAGGCACGCCCAAAGCCUGCACCAAAAGUUGCUAAGCCACUGAUCUACGCCUCUCCACCAGUGUCUGAACCCAAAUCACCUCCUCAAGUCAAGACUGAAGUGAUAUCCCUCCCAGAACCUCCUAAAAUGACAGAACCUGAACCAGAAUCUCCAGAACCCACCUCUCCUAAACCAGAACCUACUAGUAACAUUAGAGAGAUUAUCAAGCGGUAUCAGAGCAGGCCCGCUCCAGAACCUAAAGCCUUUGAACCUGUCAAAGUUCCGGCCAAGCACUUUGUAAAGAAGAAUGAUCCAAAAGAAGAGGCACUGGCCAUUCUCAAAGCUCAGGGACCUGUCUCUCAGCAGAAGAAACAAUGGGAAGAGACACCUCCUCCACCCCCUCCACCCCCUGAGUCUUCCACCCGUGGCCCUCGCACCAUCUCCAACAAUAUGAGACAGAAACAGCUCUCAUUAGCCGAUCUCUUUGGCUCGCAGCGAUCGCAGCGAUCACAGGCUCUGCCUCCACGUCCAGACCCCAUCCCCUCUCCUCCUCUCAGCAUUCCUGACCCGCCACCGAUGCCUGCACCAGGAAUUAAUCAGUUCAACAGACUGGCUGAGGAGGAGAAUGUUCGCUCCCAGAUGCAUCAAUUCUCGGCCAGUGUGCAUUUUUCCUACUCCAGUAUGCCUGGCAAACUCUUCCUACGGAAGGAGCUCUUCUAUCCCAGAGAAAAAUUUAACCACCCAUACGUCCUCAAUUUACUCUGUGAGCAGAUCAUGAGAGACACUUACUCGGAUUCCUGUCUGAGGAUUUCACGUGAAGAACGAAGAAAAAUGAAAGAUCUGUUGGCGAGUUUUCACAUUGGAGCCAGCAUCAGCUCUCUAGAGGAUGAUGCAAUGAAGAAAAGAGUCAUCAUGGCGGCAAGGGACAACUGGUCCAAUUACUUUGCACGUCUCUUUAAUGUGGAGGUGGGAAAUGGAGGAGAUGCUCAGAUUCUGGGUGUGUCUCAUAGAGGACUCAGACUGCUGAAGGUGGCCAGAGCAUCAGGCAUAAACCCCAAACAUCUAAAACUGCUGCACAGCUACAGCUAUGUACAGGUGUUGUCAGUGCAGACACAAGGGGCUGGAAAGGUGGUGAUCUCUUUGAGUAAUGAGGAGUUAGAACUUCACUCCCCACAGUCCCCACAGAUUGCUGCUGUCAUUCAUCUCUUCCUCAUGGAACUGAUCAAGGACUCAGAGUAUGUGAUUGCUGUAAAGAGCUAUGUAACAGAUGACAGGAGCUUGCUAAGCUUCCAAAGAGGUGAUGUCAUCAAACUGCUGCAGAUGGAUGGACUUAAGGACGGAUGGAUGUUUGGUUCCACUGGAGGCCGCUCCGGACUCUUUCCAGUGGACGUCACUCAGCCCUGUGCCCCACCAGACUACCACAGCAGCAACCUGGAGCGCCAGCUUGAAAGGAGAAAGAGUAUGAGACUCUCUGGCUCCUCCUCCAAUAUCCCUGCUGUCCGCUCAGUGCCAGCCAGCAAGGAGUACAGUGUGGAUGGGAGGUCCAUCCAGACAUCUGAAUCAGACCGUCGGCAGUAUGCCAUGACUGAGUUUGCCAAGAAAUUCUUCACAGAGGCCAUCGCCAGACCAAAUAUGAAAGACCAUCCUAAUGGUGGGAAUGAGAUGGUGGAAUACACUCCGAAUCCCAUUCAAGAAUCCCUUAUCCUUUUCUCAGACAAAGAGCUUAAUCAUCUGGGUGCUCAGAAUUUUAUGGUUUUGAUGCAGUUUAUGUUAGAUCAGCCUCUGAAGAGAAAUCAGACAGAGGGAGACUGUGUUAAAUUCAUUCUACAGCUUGGAAAAGAGAAGGAGUUCCUCAGAGAUGAGAUCUACUGCCAAGUCGUCAAGCAGACCACCAAAAACCCAGUCAUGGAGAGCUGUACCCGUGGUUGGCGUUUGCUGAAUCUGGUGACUGGAUUCUUCCCCUGUUCUAACACUCUCUUUCCAUAUUUCACCCACCACCUGGAGACCAUCAUCCAGGACAUCAACCACCCUUUCCAGGAGCUGGCAAAUGUGUGUGAAAAGAAUCUCAGACGAUCACUUAAUUUUGGAGGACGCAGGCAUAUCCCCUCCCAUUCAGAGAUGGAGGCAAUCUUGACUGGGAGAAACUCUCGUCGACUGCCCAUCAAAUUGCCAGGUGGAAAUGAAUUUACCUGCAAGAUUCGCAGCUUUAGUGUUGCAUUUGAGGUGAUUACAGAUAUUUGUACAGAGAUGGGUGUCAUGAAUCCAGUAGAGGCGAAGGAAUUUUCUAUCCAUGCCACUAAAAAAGGGGAAAAUAUAGUGCGGCCCAUUCACUCUGAUGAGUAUCUGUUUGACUUCUUGUUGGAUGAUGGCUCGAUCUCCCUCUCCUUUCAUCGAGUUAUCUGGAAACAAGCCCUGCACUUCAACAGUGAUCUUUAUGUGGAGUUCCACUACCAGCUUCUUCUGGCUAAUUAUCUGGAAGGAAAGAUGUUGCUGCCUUCCAGCAGUUCCACAAUCUACCAGCAAGUGGCUGAGUUAACUGUUCUUCAGCACCUUGCCCUCGGACUGACCCAACCACCCUCAAACCCUGAGGUGAAACAGUACCUUCCCCGGGUGGAUCGGGUCAGUGCCAAUGACGAAAGAUUUCUUGCGACCAUACAGGCACAGUUUUCUGCCAUCGGCCCCCUGAACCAUCUUGAUGCCAAAGCUCGCUUUCUACAAAGUGUUAGUUUGCUGCCAUUCUUUGGAUCAAAUAUAUUCUCUGCUCAGAAAGUAAGCCAUCGCAGCUGCCCCUCUCCCUCCCUGAUCGCUGUCAACCAUGAAGUUAUUUUGGUCCUUGAUCCCAAAACACAGAACACAUGCUUGAAAAUGGCUCUAGAGGAUGUGCAGUCCUUGCGCUCAAUCCGUCCCAAAAAAGACAAGUUGCCAUCAAUCGAGGUGAACUUUGGCAGCCCAAACAAUCUCAAGAUUAUCAGCUUCAGUCUAAAGCAGGCGAAGGAGCUAUGCCAUACCAUUGCUGUGAUUAUGGAGGAGGUGGUAAAACCCACUGCCUACAGCAACGUAUCCAGUCGGACCGGAACCCAAAAUUAAACAACCUACAUAUGCAAAUUUAUAUUAUCAUCACAUUAUUCAAUCACCUAGGUGCUCCAAAAAUGUCUCCUGCCAUACAACAUGACAAACUUUGUAUUUUGCUAAAGAUGUAGAAAAGUUUACAUAUGAUCAUGGCUAAUGACUAAAAAAAAUUAUAAUAAUUGGUGAGAGCUAUUUAUUUAUUUAUUUUUAUUUGUUUUUAUGUUUUAAACCAAUCAAAUGUGUUUGAUUUAUUAUCAUAAUGAAUUUAUGCCACCCAAUAGGGAUGAUUUGUUAUAUUUAUAAAGUUGACCUGCUUUUGAAAUUGUAUAUGUUAUAGUUAUGUUUUAUGAUUUGCCUCUAAAAAACAAAACAAAAACAUUAAUGUUAAGAGAUGUUCAAUUAUUUAAUACAAGUGUAAAGUUUGUUCUUCUGUGUAUUUAGUCAUUCUUUAUCAA
Messenger RNA from Myxocyprinus asiaticus (Chinese sucker), 5565 nucleotides. Its product is annotated as unconventional myosin-XVB-like. The transcript has 43 exons. Gene Ontology annotation, molecular function: protein binding. The coding region runs from base 263 to 5128 and encodes 1621 amino acids. The record is from RefSeq and is a predicted model, not a curated record. Gene Ontology annotation, cellular component: cytoskeleton. Lineage: Eukaryota; Metazoa; Chordata; Actinopteri; Cypriniformes; Catostomidae.